Molecule: messenger RNA, 2290 nt
Organism: Megalobrama amblycephala (Wuchang bream)
Lineage: Eukaryota; Metazoa; Chordata; Actinopteri; Cypriniformes; Xenocyprididae
Exons: 7
Coding region: 1673-2290 (205 amino acids)
Source: RefSeq, a predicted model, not a curated record
UAUACAAAUAAUGUUUUAAAAAAGUCAAUUGCACAUAUAAAAUGUGUGUUUUUAUAAAGUCAGUCGUACUGAAUGUCAAAACAUCCUGAAAAUAAACGACAUUCUCAACCUAAAGGAAGCGGAAAUUUGCUGUGACACAAUUUGCAUAUCAGGGCGGCAAUAAUCAUAAAAUGCGUUAAUACUGCGCAUGUCGGAAAUAGAUCGUCGCGGCCGCGCCAUUAACUGGAAAUAAGCUUAAAACGAACAGGUACAUGUUCAUCCGUUUCCAUUCAUGUUAUUAGAAACAAUAAAAUCAAACUUUUUAAUGAUGUCGGUUGAUACUAAUGUGUUAUUAUGACAGAAUGCACGAUUUUAAGCCUAAAUGAGAUGGCCGCGUCAUAAACUGCAUUAAACAGCAAACGAACAAGUAACUGUUAACUUCACUCAUCUAUUCAAUUGCAUCAAUGUUAUUAGAAACAAUAUUAGCUAACAGUUUUAUUAUAUUGGUUGAACGUAAUGUAUUUAUGGCAGAUUGCACGCUUUUAAGCCUGAAACAGAUGACCCGCGCCAUCAACUGAAUUAAACAUCAGACGAACAGAAUGCCAGAUUAAUGCCUGAAAGAGAUCGCCACGCUAUCAACUGAAUUAAACGACAAACAGAAUGCACGAUUUUUAUGCCUGAAAGAUCACCACGCCAACAACUCAAAUCAAACCUCAAACAAACAGGAUUGUAAAAAUGACAUCCACCAUCAUCCUGCGUGUAAUUCUGGGAGAGAACAGUGCACAGAAAGUGACACUUCAGAAUGAUGUCCUUUGUUCUUUGGCAGAGUUAAUGAAUGAGAUACAGACACAGUGUAAUUUGAUGGGAGAAUUCAGACUUCAAAUCAUGGACCCUGACUUAGAAGAUUUUGUGAACCUGACUUCCACAACUGAUGUUCAGAACAAAAGCACCCUUAAGGUCAUCAAACUCUGUGACUCUUUAGCAGUAUCUCCAUCUCCCUCAUCAUGUGACACAGACAUUCUGUCUUCAAGAUCAUCCUCUGAAGUAUCACGUUCUUCAUCCCUUGACCCCCAAGAGUUGACUUUGAAUACAAGGUCUUCUUGGCCAACCUGUUUUGUUGUGCCCCGUUUCUCCUAUGAUGCAGAAAUUAAGCUGGAACAAGGCAAUUCAGAAUACCAAAAAAAUGGCGUUCUGCUGAAUCCAGACCCAAAGCUGAAAUCAGACAUUUUGAAUGGACUUGCUGAAGAAAUAGUAAAAUUCAAAGUGUACCUGUCUGAUGCUGAAUUCAGUGAAGUGGCUGAAGCUCUUAUAAAACGGCAUCCUUGCAUUAAGGAACAAGGAUCCUUAACAGGCUACAGUGGCUGGAAAAGAAGCCUUAAAUAUAAAAUGUCAAAUUACAGAACCAAGCUGCGAAAUCUUGGUUGUAGUGAAGUGACUGUAAAUGCCAUGAAGCACAAACCUAUGGGUGUAAGCAAUCCAGCUUUUGGGGUCAAGAAGCCACGCAAGGCUGAAGUUAACUUUUGUCCCUCAUUUCUUCCUGGUGAAACUCCUGACAGCAUGGAGCAAAUAAGAGUCUCCCUUCUUUCUGAGGUUAAGAAGAAGAACAACGAGCAAACUCUGAGAAGAUUAAUGGACCUAUCAUUUGCAUUGAGAAGACAAGAGGUUGUCAAAGAAUCUCCACUUAUUGUUGACUAUGAGCAGAUGGCCAGCUUUGUUCCAAGAAAAUGAGGUUUGUGCUGAAUUUGCACGGGUAACAACUGUCGCCUUAAUUUCAAAAUUCUUCUCAAAGCUGGAUGAACACACUCCAAGUCUUCUGAAGAUAUUUGCCAAGAGAGGUGGAGCUCAGGGACGAAGGAUAAGGAAACUUCUUGUGCCACUUACAAAGUGUGCCUGCAUUAAUGUUAAGAGGGAGUGUGUCCUCAAAGCCCUGUUUGUCUACCUAAAUGAGGAUCCUGACAAUCUCAUCAAGGAGUACAUGGAUGUCGAUUUUUCCAACUCUGAAUCUGCACUCGAAGAAAUGGUCAUGGGCGUUUUUGUCAUCAGAUGUGAAGGAGGUGAAGGAUGUGAAGGAUGUGAAGAUGAACCUGUGGACGUUGGAGUAGUUCUUGAAGGAGUUACAGCACUAGAAGGGCUUGGUAAUGUAACUAAUGGUGUUGCAUUGCUGAUUGGGCUAAUAUAUGCCCUAAAUCUAAGUUAUCCGAAGGAGCUUCGAUACACCUUUGAACUCCUGCAAAAAGUGUUCCUGGAGCUUGAUGGACACAAACUCUCCACCAAAGUUCAAGUGCUCAAGACCAAGCUUUUUACACCCUGA